GUGAAGACUGAAGCAAAGCCAUGUUCUUGCUUUGCUGCCUCUACUAGGACGAGUCCUCUCUCUAUCUCAAAAUUACAAACUCAAACUCCCACAGACUCACACACAGAGAAACGAAACUUCCUUCGCCAAAAAAAAACUCUCACUCACUCACUCUCCCUCUCUCUCUCUACAAGUUGCUUUGUCUCAUCCUUCACCUAAACUCUCUCUCUUUACCCAACAUUUACUCUUUCUUUCCCUUCAAAUAAAAAUCUCGUAUAAAUAAAGGUGUUGGAGUUGCUAGAUCUGAACGCCCAAUCCCUUCCCCUUGGUUCAAUGUAAUUAUUAAUUCGUUUCCAAAUCCAUCAAUGGGAUCCAGUGGAAGUAAAGCUGCUGCUUCUAAUCAAUCGGCGGCGGCGGCUUCGUCUAGCAAGACUCGAAGAUCUAGAGGCGGCUGGGCUUUUCAGUCUUCUUGUCUCGGCGCUCCAUCUGGAUCUCGCUGCAAUGGCCGCCAAGACCGGAACACAGAGGACGGUACAGAUGAGGCUGAGACGGAGUCGGAUGAGUUGAAAAUUGAUAGUGAGAGGAAAGUAAAAGACGACAUGUCCUGUAUAGCUUCAAAUGCUGAGGUUGAUGGUAGCAGCUCUAACCGAUCAUCCUCUACGCCUAGUCGCUUUCUUUCACGCUUUAGCUUCAUUCCUGGUAAUCUAAGUUUUAGAUUAAGCAGAGCAACCAGUUUAGGGUCGUCAAGAGCAUAUUCUGACGAACAAGAGCUUCGACUACCAUCCGGUCAUGGUAGUGGUAACUUUCUUGAUAGAAUUGAAGCUCAACAAGGAAGUGACUUGCUUCCUCAAACUCUGAUCAGUCGUCAAGAUAGUAUGAGUAAUUUUCAGUUAAAUGGGGUUAAUUUGCAAGACAAUCGAACAAUUUCUUCAGUAGAUAGUAGUAGCACUAGAACAGGUGUUGAAGGAAAUUUACAUUCUCCUAGAGUUCUGAAUGAGUUGGAGAACAUUGGAACUAGACGGAUUGGAGCUCGGGAACCUGUUGAAAGAAAUGUUCGUUUUAGCCGAACUCUCAGUGUGGGGAGACUUCGUGAUAGAGUUCUUCGCCGAUCAUCAUUGACUGAUUUAACGUUUUGUCCUUUGCAACAAGAGAGAGAAGUGAGAGAUGGUAGUCAAAGUGGUGGGCGAUAUCCCUUUGACAGUGACACUAGGAUUCGAACAUCUGAAGCUAAUGCUGCUACUUCUCCAGCAAGAUCUGGUUAUCCUCCAUCCAGUCUGUCUAGCACCUUGUUCGGCAUUCAAGAUCACGAGGUUGAAACUUCACGAUCAAGAGAAGCCAGGUAUCAUGAUUUACUGGAACACAGAUCAAAUUUCCUUGAACGAAGGAGAAGAAUACGAUCUCAGGUUCGUGCUCUUCAACGGUUGGGAAGUCGUUUUGAGAACCUGUCAGGGCAUGAGAGGUCUUGUAUCUCAUCUGGUCAACAUAGAACGGGUCGUUGCACAUGUCGUGUAAGUAAUCGAGAGGCCAGCUCUAAUGAUGACACCAGCACUAGAGCUAGCAUAUCAAGAAUUGUAAUGUUAGCUGAAGCAUUAUUUGAGGUUCUGGAUGAAAUACAUCAGCAAUCUGUGGUGUUAUCUUCUCGGCCUUCUAUGUCUUCAUUAGGAUCUAUUCCUGCACCUAACGAGGUUGUAGAAUCUUUGCCUGUCAAAUCUUACACCAAGUCACAGAAACAUUAUAAUGAGGAGGUUGCACAAUGCUACAUUUGCCUUGUGGAGUAUGAGGAAGGUGACAGUAUGCGGAUACUGCCUUGUCAUCAUGAAUUCCAUAGAACAUGUGUAGAUAAAUGGCUCAAAGAGAUUCACAGAGUUUGUCCUCUUUGUCGCGGAGAUAUCUGCAAAUCUGAUUUGUUGCCACCCGAGAAUUAAGUUUCCCGGUGUUCUUGCUGAUGGAGAAGUAAGGUGCCAGGCAAGUCAUCUACUUUGAAGACUACCAGAACUCCUGGGAAGUGUUUAAGUUCUCUAGUUGGCAGGUUUUUGUAAGUUCAGCCUUCUCUACCAGUGCGGCUGGUUUGGUGUAUGUUUAUGGUUUUGAUUUCACAAUACAAAUAUCAAACCAUGGUAGAAAUGGACUGAACUACUUGCAUUGGGAAACAUAGGUGGGGCCAGAUCGAGAGUAGUUGUUAUUUUCUGGUGUUUGAUAUUUGUUACAUGGUUCCAAAAUAUCAUUGAUUUGUUCAGUGAAAUGUCGAUUGUGUUCCAAAUUGUAGGGUUCUCCUCUACUUUCCUUGGAGCUUAUUUCCAAUUUUUCUCCGUUAAGAAUGAUUGAAAGUUGAAGUCACAAAGAAGUUAGAAAAAAGGAGACAGCUGAAAAUUAGUAUAAUUAAAUGUCAUUAUGACACCUUGGAAUCCUGUAAAACAUGCAUUCUUUGUGCAAUUGAGUUUAGUAAAUGGUUUCGCCGAACGAGAGGAAAACAGCAAAACGAAACCCAGGCAAAGGAAAGGGAAGGUGAAAUGUGAAUACAAGAACUAUGUAUCACAAAGCUUUUCUAGAGAAAAAAUUAAAGCUUUUAGAAUCAAAAUUAUUUGCCUACAAUCUCAGGCAAAAGCUCUUGAACUAGAGUUCGUGAACUAAAACAGCUGUUGCAUUAUUU
Pistacia vera is the source of this 2629-nucleotide messenger RNA. RefSeq lists its product as uncharacterized. Lineage: Eukaryota; Viridiplantae; Streptophyta; Magnoliopsida; Sapindales; Anacardiaceae. Bases 345 to 1904 code for a protein of 519 amino acids. The transcript has 6 exons. The record is from RefSeq and is a predicted model, not a curated record.